Messenger RNA from Brienomyrus brachyistius, 6432 nucleotides. RefSeq names its product cordon-bleu WH2 repeat protein (gene cobl). Gene Ontology annotation, cellular component: plasma membrane; terminal web; ruffle. The record is from RefSeq and is a predicted model, not a curated record. Gene Ontology annotation, molecular function: actin monomer binding. NCBI's taxonomy places the organism in Eukaryota, Metazoa, Chordata, Actinopteri, Osteoglossiformes, Mormyridae. Gene Ontology annotation, biological process: actin filament polymerization; actin filament network formation.
AGCGCGUUUUAAAUGCCCCUUUUUCUUUGCCCAGUAAAGGACAAGUGUCCCAUUUAAGGGCGGUGACAUUUUCCCGUGUUUCACUUGGACUUGACGACUGACUGUACUUUUUAUUUAAUCCGGAGUUCGUAGCUCAUGGUCAUGCAGCGUUAUUCAGAGGUCUAAUGACAUUGUAUUAAAUAAGGGUAUUGACUAACCUGCAUUACUCGCGGAAACGGAUAAUUGGCGUGUUUUGCACUUCAGUUUACGGAUUGUAGAGCUUUAUUAUCCUCCGUUUGCAGCGCUUGUGGAUCCUAAUGCGGAUUAAGGCAUUCGGCGUGAACCCGGAAUAUAACUGUGGAUGUUGUUGAAAACUUUAGGUACUAAACUUUAUGGACGUCAAGGAUAUGGACGCAUCUGUAAAACCACCGACAGGCAGAAGGAUGAAAGCCAGAGCCCCCCCUCCGCCAGGGCCUCCCCAGCCUGCCCCCCGCAAAAUUUUCUCCACCCCCCGUAACGUCGUACCGGAUGGGGGCGGACAGGGUGGGGGCACGAAGGAGAACAUGGUCUAUCCCAUGGUGGACUUUCGCAUCAGCCUUCCUGGAGGUUUCCAGACUGAUGGGACUGUGGACGGCAGCAAAGCACUUAUGGACCUGCUGGUGGACCUGUGUGGCCGGUACCACCUGAAUCCGGCCCACCACACCCUGGAGUUGCUUUCCCCCGCGGGUCAGCCCGUUCCCUUCAAGCCCAAUGCACUGCUCGGCAUGCUGGAUGUGCGCUACGUUCUUAUCAAAGAGAAGGUUCCGGAAGGCAGAGUGAUCCGGAAGCCCCUACCCCGAGUGCCGGAGAAAACUGUACGCCUAGUGCUCAACUUCCAUAAGAAGCAGAAGGCGGUGCUGCGGGUCAAUCCUCAGGUGCCACUAGGAAGCCUGGUGCCAGUCAUCUGUGACAAGUGUGACUUCGACCCCGACCAUGUCAUCCUGCUGAAGGACAACAUCAGCAACCACGAGAUGGACCUGGACAAGUCUCUGGCCGAGCUGGGCGUCAGAGAGCUCUAUGUGCUCGACCAGAAGCUGGUUCUUCCGUCCAAAAUGUCCUCAGCACCUGUCCUGAACUACUCAGAAUCGAUCCACUCCGACAAUCUCAGCGACGACGGCGAGGAGAAGAAAGGCCUCCUGGGGUUCCUCAAAUUCAAACGGCGGAAAUCAAAGAAUGCCAGCCCUGCUCCGCCCCCCCCCUGCGUGGAGGUACGCCCCAACACGCUCGGCCAGUCUCAGUCCGUCAUGAACGUCUCCCGGACCUCCCCGAAGACCGAUGUGAAGAAGAGGCGGGCCCCCCCGCCGCCCCAGGCCACGCCGACCCCAUCCACACUGCAGUGCUUAGUGGAAACCUAUGAGGUGCGCUCCAGCUCCCCGAACAGCAGCCAACAGAAAAAGAGGAAGGCCCCGGCGCCCCCCCUGACCCCGGGCCCCCAGGCUGAGGACUCCACCAGCCACAGCAUCGUGUGCAGCAGCAGUGGGGGCGAUGGCAGCACUGGAAGCAGCACCAGCACUGGCAGCAUCGGUAGCAGCCUGGGGGCAGUGGAUUCGGCCCCCUGUGGGCAGGAGGAGGAGCCUGACGUGGUGCUCGAUGCCACACCUGAGGCAACAGAGUCACCCCUUAACGAGAGGAUGGAGGAGCCAGAGAACAUCCGGCACAGCGCCACAAGUGCUGAGCGGCAGGUGCCUCUGAAACCCCGACGAAUCCCCACGAGGGAGCCGCCCACCCUAACAAUCCCCCCUCCCCCACCUGACACACCCCCUCCCGCACAGCAGGACUCCCAUGAUGCUCCGCUGGAGCACCACGCUGAGGCGGCCCCCCAGCCUUGGCUCCGCACAUUGCAGGAUGAAGAGCCUGGUCUGGCUCCUGAACUGGAACCGGAGACUGUGUCUGUGGCGAGCAGCAGCGAUGGCAGCAGCAGCCUCCCUGACCAGGGCUACGCCCCCUCCGAGGGCAUGCCUGAAGAGGCCUAUGUGAGCUCGCCCUCUGAAGUCGCCCGCCCAACUUCUCCCAGCAGCGGUGUGUCGCCAGACAACCAGCCAGGUCACACUCGAAUUCCACCCAGGGACAGCUCCAGUGACAGCGAUGAAGGCUGUGCCACAUGGGGGUCCCGACACAGGCACAGUAAUGAAAUUCACCCGGGGGAGCAAUCAAGCAGGAACAAAGACACCUAUGAGGACGAUUUGGAGAUCACCGCCCAGCUUCAUGAGACUCUGGCUGAGUUGGAUGCUGGCCUAGCAGAUGUUGAUCACAUAGAUGAAGCCUCAAUAUGUGAGUCCUCUACAUCAGAUAAGUCUUUAGAUGGGGUCCCUGUGUCCUUUUUGGACUUGGAAGUGCCAGUAACGACUAUCAAUGAAGUUGUGGACAACCUAGAACCUAGUACAGCAAAUUACGAGGUGUCAUCAUUGUCUCGUAUGCAAAAUGUCAUCAUUGGAAAUCACAUUCCUAUCUAUAAGCCACAUGGCGGUGUAAGAGUCAAAGAUGACAGUGCCUUCACCAAGUGCGGAGACAGUCCGGGAUUUCCUCAUGCAGCACUAGGUGAUAGGAUGCCUGAGGAAAGACUCAACAACAGCAGCAGAAGAGAGGAGGAAGUCAAAGAUAAAACGACAGCGAUCCCAGUGACAGAAAUCCAAGAUGGCGCCUGGAAAGAAGACAGUCACAUAGAAACUGCUGUAUUUGCAUCCUCCGCUCAGGACAUGACCGGCAAGUCGUCAAGAGAUCAAAGGUGCCUGGCAGCUACUAAGGGCCAAACCAGUCAACCUCCUAAGGAAACUGAGGCAACCGUCCCCAUGAAACGACAAAUGGCACAAAACACCAUCACCCCGAAUCCCAGUUCCCGUUAUGGCUUAAAGACGUUCACCGUCGUUCCCCCGAAGCCGACAAUGACACAGAAUUCAGCUGGCUCUUUGGUUAUCGGUGCCAUUAAAAUCGAUGCUUUAGGAAAUAUGGUUUUGCAAGACAAUAAACACAGAAGAUCUCUGAGACCUGAAGGUGGCACAGAGGUGGGGAAAGCCAAGGCCUUUUCGACGUCAACGAAGCAGCAAGAUACAGUACCUUGCAAUAGGGAUGUUAGCAACAAAACAAAAGAUCUACAGAUCUCCAAGCCAGCGCCUGCAGAAACAUUGAAGACCACUGUUGAUGGAACACAGAGCAAGAGUUUGUUUACAGAUCCCAAAGAGCCGUUUGUAAAACCCAUGCAUGAGUCUGACCAAAAGAGAGACCUGUCCUUUUUAAAACCGUCGAGAAGAACGUCCAGCCAGUAUGUGGCUUCCGCCAUAUCCAAGUACACUAGAGGGCCUUCGACUGGAACUAAGAGAAGUCUGGAGUUGAAUGCAGCAGCUGACUUAUCAGUCUCCAAGCAAGAGUUCUCUGGCACCAAAAACUUUUCAAAUAGCAGUAGAUUUGAAGAAAUGCAUUCAAAUAACUCAACACACAUUGCAGACUCUGAAUGUGUGUUAGAUGUGAAAGGAAUCAGCGGCUCAGUUCCGGUGACCAAUCCUAAGUGUUCCGCGAGUUUCCAAGAACACACCAAUUAUAAAGUGGAAAAUACAAGAGCGAAUCAAGAUGAGAACAACUCGUUGCCUGAAGAAGGAGGCAAAAAUACGGCAAAAGCUAAUUCCAGGAAUGAGUCCUGCACCACUGUACCCAGGCACCAGUCUAUUACAUCUACACAACAGCGAAAGUCUCCCGCUAAACCAGAACUUGCCAUUUCACAGUCCGUCUACAGCUCUGUCCCUGCACAGGAUGCCAUGGAUGCCGACAGUCUGGUAUUGGACAGGAAGUCUGACUCUCCGCCGUCUACUGGCGCCUCUACAGAAGGCUGUCAGCCAGGUGUGUUCGGUCCUGUCACAAAGUUCAAACCUGUCAUAAUGAAGGCCAUUCAGAAGGAAACUUCACUGCACAGCACUCUCAUGGAGGCUAUCCAGUCCGGCGAUGGGAAGGACCGUCUCAGAAAGGUGUCUGGUGCAGCACAGGAAAGCUCUUCCACGUCCCUGUCGUUUGUCACAACUGAAAAUGAACAUUGUGCACUUUUAGCAGCUAUAAGAGCUCAGAAUAACUCCACAAGACUUAGAAAGACCAAAUCUGAAGCAGCAUCUGAGCUGGAGGGGUACAGGAAGGCUGAAUUGGGGGGCACUGCGCUGCCCGAACCCCUGCCUCCGCCCCCUGCCUUUGCACCCCCUCCUCCACCUGUGCCUUACGUGCCGUCCAUGGUGAGCUCAGCACGGAACCCUCCGGAAGGCGCCAGGGAGGCUCUCCUGGAGGCCAUCCGUUCAGGAUUUGGAGCUCAGAAACUAAAGAAGGUCCCUGUCCCCACAAAAACAGUGCUUGUGAAUGGCAGACUGGGGAAAAUACGGGCAUCGUCGUCAGUCCUGCAAGGCCACGAGAAAACAUCAGAAUCUCGUCUGCAGCAUUUGCACAAGCCGUUUCACAGGACAACCACAGGCCAAUAGAUACACUCUCCCUUCUCCAAAUAAUUGUCUACUCAUACAUUUUAUAUACUUGAGCAGCUUAUGUUAGCUGUUCAGAAAGAUGCUGGACAAGAAGAUGCCAAUAAUUGUUGUUUAUGUUGUAUGCAAAGAUUGACGCACUUUUCAAAUAUUUCUUGCGGCUGUAUGAAUCUGUUUCCUGGCUGAAGUUCCAGAGUAACAUCCACCUGCCAAUCACAGUUUAUAUGACCAAUUCAGAUUAUUUCUGAAUUUGCAUAUAUUGAAAUUCAGGGAACAUCUUCCACCUUUCGUACAAGCAGAUUUUGAUUGUUUUGAAUUAUUUUUAAAGCCAAUUUGUCAUUUUAUUUCAUGUAAAAUGUAAAAAAAUGAUCAAAGAAUGCACAAAUCCUGUCCCCUUCAAAUCCUCUAGCUGGUCAUUUCAAAAUCAUCUACAGUGUACAGAUGCUCCUCUACUUACGAAUGAGUUAUGUUCCGAACAGCCGUUCAUAAAAUGAAAAGUUCAUAAAUCAUUAUUCAACAUCAUUUUAAGGGUAUACGUAAGUACAAAGAACUAGGAUGCUGUGAGUACGCACGCUACACUGCUGCACGGCGGGAGUAGCGGCCAGAAGUCGUACUAGGCGGAAUUGGUGCACAGAAAAAAAAAAUUAUGUUGUGGACAGGAAACGGGAGCCCAGUGAACACAAUUUGGACUUAGAGUCCUCUUCGUUCGUAAGUUGAAAGUUCGUAAGUAGAGGAGCAUCUGUAUUUUGUUUCUAUUGGGAAAAACAAAAGUGUGCAGCUUUGAAGAAUAUUUUUGUUCAUUGAAGUUGGAAUAUUAAGACAUUUGUCUUUUUGAGUGGAAUAUUAUGAAAAUGUAAUGUGAUUGUUCAUAGAAAGGAGGUUAACUGAUCAUUUGUCUUGUACAUAUUUACUUUCUCUGAAACAAUAUUAGUACAUCGAAGCUGUAAAUAUGUAUUAAUGUAGAACAGUGGGUCAGUCUGACUACUAAUUCAAAGUAUUAUUAAUAACGGAGUUCUUCCAAAUUAUUUAAUUCUAUGCCAAUUUAAUUCUAGUACAUACGGUACACAAAAUGUUUAAUCGAAGACCGAACAUGAAAAACUGGUCUGAGGACGUAUCUGUAAGCGGGGAUGUUUGCGUAUAUUAAAUAUUGGUAGAUGUCUUUAGGAUGCUAAUAUGCUAACAUAAAAUGUUAGGACUGCAUGAUGAACUGGCCUGGCGGCUUGAAGAAGUGCAAUUUUUGGAGUGUUUUGUUUUGGGUGCAGAUAUUUAAUAUGAGGAAAUAAAUCUUGGGCCAAUAAUGAGUACUGAGUAUAAAUAUAGAAAUAUGUAAGGAAAUGAAAUGAAAUGUCUCUGCUAACAGGUUUGCCAGUUGUAAGAACAGACUCACUGAUACAGUACAUAUAUAGAUAUAUAGAUACAUACACACAUAUAUACACACACAUAUAUACACACACACGAUUGUAUUCAUCUUUGUUGGAACCACUCAUUCAUUUCUAUAGGCAUAACUCUAAUCCCAACAUGACGACGUUAACCCCUAACCAGUCCUAACCUUAACCAUAUUUAACCAAACAAAAUACAAGACUUUUGGCACUUUUAGUUUUUUGAUUACAGUCACAGUUUUUUUUGUAUAAAAUUGAGUUUCCCUUUGUGGGGACUGGUCCCCACAACGUCAGAAUAACAGGUUUUUAUCACACUGUGGGCACAUUUGGUCCCCACAAACUAAUACACUCAUAAACACACACACAAAUACACACACAAGUGACUGCUGUAAUUUCUUGACAAUGUGUCUUAUCCCCGUGUAUAAGUGUAACCAUGGUCCCAACCCCCCUCUGUACUGGACUUCACUGUUUGUGGUGCAGGGUGCCUUUUGCCCCCCACCCCCAAAGCUUCUUGUUGUCCCGUUCCCUUCCUUCCCCCCUCUGGCUCCUUAAAGGGCAUUCCUAAAUAAACCGAAUCCUGAAAUUAA